Molecule: messenger RNA, 2491 nt
Organism: Sodiomyces alkalinus F11
Lineage: Eukaryota; Fungi; Ascomycota; Sordariomycetes; Glomerellales; Plectosphaerellaceae
Product: MFS general substrate transporter
Exons: 5
Coding region: 202-1992 (596 amino acids)
Biological process (GO): basic amino acid transport; transmembrane transport
Cellular component (GO): fungal-type vacuole membrane
Molecular function (GO): basic amino acid transmembrane transporter activity
Source: RefSeq, a predicted model, not a curated record
GUGCUUCGUGCUCAUCUGUCGCUGUUCGUCUCCAUGGCGCCUUUUCCUUCUAUAUAUACAUCUUGGUAAUUAGACGAUUUCACCUCAAUUGUAGUUUGCGACAUUCACUGAGAAAUGUCUGUAUUCAUCUCGUGAUUCCUUCCCAAUUUCCCUUUGUCUUUCUCUCUAUCUCUUUUGCUUCCACCUUUUGCGGUCCACACCAUGUUCCCGGAUGUCGAGAACGGAGCGAGGCGUGAUGCCUCGGAUCACCAUUCCGAGGACACCGAUGCUGUCCCAACGGAAACUACCACUCUAUUGAAUUCCGAUACCAGCUCCGAGACGCUUUCCCAUGCCCCAUCUUCCAAGAGACGCGACUCGGGCGCCGAUUCAGGGGAUCCCAAACACUCAGUCGGCACUCCUCGCGCCGUUGCCAUCAUCCUCAGCUUAUGGACUCUUAUAUUCCUUCAGGCAUCGAACAUGUCCGGCGUCACCAUCGUUCAAGGCGCCAUCGCUGAAGACCUUGAGUCCUAUGAAGACGCUAUGUGGUUCACCACCUCUUAUCUUAUUGCCACUUCCGCCCUGUCCCCGCUGUCCGGCCGAUUAGCCACUAUAUUCUCUCCCCGUACUCUUGUUCUGCCUAUUGGCCUAUUCUUUGCUGCUGGUGGCCUCGUCACAUCGCUAGCUCGCUCCUUUGCCGUCUUCAUCCUCGGCCGCGUCCUGACUGGCGUAGGCGCCGCCGCCGUCAUGACUCUGUCAGUCGUUCUUGUUCUCGAACUCGUCAGUAAGAAGAGGCGCGGCAUCUUUGUCGGUCUGCUGAACUGCGGUUUCACCAUUGGUCUCGCAACUGGUGCCGUUGUAUACGGUGCACUUCUACCUGCUAUCGGAUGGCGACCCAUAUUCGGCGUCCAGUCGCCUGUCGCCCUCGUAGCAUCGCUCGGUCUUUACUUCAGUGUCCCGAGAACACUGAGUCCGAAACAACCCAAAAAUGACGACGGAUCUUUCCAGUCCAGCCUCAAGGAAAAAUUGGCGCGUAUAGACUAUCUUGGCGCUUCCAUUAUGGUUCUCACUAUCGUGCUGUUCUUGUAUGGUCUCUCAGGAGACGUCAGAUGGACGCCCAUCAUUCUCUCCGUCUUUAGCCUGUUUGUUUUUAUCCUGAUCGAAGUCUUUGUUGCCGCUGAUCCGAUCAUACCUCUCUCCAUCCUAUCAUCACGCGGGAUCCUCUUCUCCUGCAUCGCCCAACUCAUAUUCAUGGCCUCAAGGUGGACACUACUCUAUUACACCCCAAUUUUCGUCCUAGCGGUCAGGAAUUACGCCCCCGCAAUUGCCGGCUCCAUACUGAUCCCAACCAACCUGGGCUUCGGUGUCGGAGGUCUUAUUGUGGGCUGGCUUCAUGUUCGCCGUAACGGGGACUUUUGGCUCCCCUCCAUCAUCGGACUUGGCCUUUCCGGUGUCACACUCUACGCUCUUUCUCUGGUCGGCACCACCACGGCUCCGGCAUGGUCCUUCGUCCUCGUCGUAUUCCUCAGUGGUCUAGCAACAGGCGGUUCCCUCAACUACACUCUGGCGCACCUCCUUCACCUGACUAGUCCUACAGAACACUUCAUCUCUACCAGUCUCCUGAACACGUUCCGCGGGUUUGGUGGGAGCUUCGGAACGGCUAUCGGGGGCGGCAUCUUCUAUAGGCUGCUUCGAAGCGGUCUUAUUAAUGAAUUCUUGCAACUGGACGGCGACCGACUGACCGAGGACCGUCGUCAGCUGAUCACUAGACUCAUUGGAAGCCCGGCGCUGGUAUACAAUGGCGGUCUGGAGGAUGCCGAACGCCAAAUCGCCGUGGAAUGUUACGCGGCUGCGUCGCGAGGGACGUGGCAGGCCGCUGCCGCCUUGACCAUUGCCGCGGUUGCUUUGCAGGCUGCUACCGGCUGGGCGAGCCCCCAAGUCCAAGUCCACCCGGAAGACGGUGAAACAGAAACGAGAAGGGCUUUUCUGGAAAGGGAGGACAUUGGAGAAAGGUAGCCCUUCUCUUGAAAGGUGAUCUGAUAGUGCAGAUGAUGAUCCCGAUUCCGUAUGGAAAUCAAGAGGCAAACUCCAAUUCAGAUAGCACGUCAAGGGGAACCGGAACAGGGACCCAAGCUUGUUCGUGUCCUGAGGUGUGAAUUUAAAGGCCAAGAUUUAUCAUGACUGAUUGGGUGUGUUGUCGUGCAUAAGCAUUAAUUAGCCAUUAUUAAGACUGUGCCCGAACGUAAACGAUGAUGAAUGCAUCUUACUGGGCUGCCAUAUUUUCCCUUGAUCAGUUUGCCAUGUUUGCCUUUUCCAGACUGUCCUCCUCUCACCUCGACGACGUCUCUUCGGGCCUUCUACUAGGACAGUGGGUUAUUAACUCUUAAGGACCAAUUAGCAGACAAUCUUAGUUGCAGAUUCCAUGUACACACUCUAUACGACCGGCACAAAAUAGGAAAAUUAUGAGGAAGAGCCAUGGGGGUUCGGACUGUCUAGAGAUGAUCUACUGCAGUCU